Molecule: messenger RNA, 693 nt
Organism: Grosmannia clavigera kw1407
Lineage: Eukaryota; Fungi; Ascomycota; Sordariomycetes; Ophiostomatales; Ophiostomataceae
Exons: 2
Coding region: 1-693 (230 amino acids)
Source: RefSeq, a predicted model, not a curated record
AUGUCUGGCAUUCCAGAGCAGCUAUACCACACCACGUUGACAGUCGUCGAUUACCACACCGACACAUCUGGCAGCACCCGGACUGUCUACGUACUGGGCACGCACACCACGCUCGAGGCGGCCAAGGCCUUUGCGAAAAAGGCCCUCUCCGACCUGGGCUACGAGCCGUCCGACUUCAAGGAGUACGCCGUACGGGCUGCAUCGCCCGACUCGUGGACGCACGGUGACGGCGUCGUCGCCUUUGCCAAAGCCUUUGCCGGCCAGGAGUUCCUCGUCGGCAUCGACACCACGCCCAACGACCAGGAGUUUGCCGCUGGGCCAAACGGCACCGUCCGUCUGUCGGCCUACCCCGAGGAUGCCGGCGUCCAUCCGGACCAUCACUUGCACUAUGUGCUGCAGACAAAGGUCGACUACGAUCAGGACCGGUCGGGCGCCCACCAGUCCACCGACAUCGAGGGCUGCUUCGAGCACCGCGCCGACGCCAUCGAUGCCGCCAAGGCCAGCCUGUUGAAUACCGGCAACGAGUUCGCCCAGUACGACGAGCGCGACAACCCGGCCUUUGCCGGAGAGUGGCCGUUUGGCGAAGACGUCGUCAUCCAUGCAGUAUCGCAGACCGGCGAAAACUACACUGUGGCCAUCCGGACCAUUCCUGGCGCUCACGAGAAGCACGGCAAGAAGACCCAGAGAAAAUGA